CAGACUGGCAUCGCAGCACACUCGUCUGACAGCAGGUUGUGGAGAAGAAGAGAAGCAGGAAGUUUCUCUGGAUUCCUCCUGAUUACUUUUAUCUAGUGAUUUGUCAGAAUCUCCACUAACGGAUCAAGUUUAUUUGGUUCAGGUUUGUUUUAUAAGUGUCACAGCUCGUAGGGAGCAGAAGUCAGUGUUAGUUAGUGUCAGUUAGUGUUAGUGUUAGUUAGUGUUAGUUAUCCAUCAUCCAUCUCUUCACUACGAACCGUUCGUCCCAGUUAACGAUGUUCUGGAUCAUUUCAACUGUUGUGAUUCUCUUCUUCACGCGUGUUGCAGCUGAACAAGGAUCAGAUGUCGUCAAACUGUUUGUGACUGAAGGGGAUGAUGUCAUCCUGCCCUGCUCUCCACAACCCAACAUGAACAUCGAAGCAAAACUGUUCGACUGGAAGAAAGAUAAAAAGGAGGUGUUCCUGUUCAAUAACGGCAACUACUACGGAGUCGGCCUCUCGGGUCAGGAUGAGGAGUUUAAAGGACGAGUCUCUCAUUUUGUCGGCGAGCUGAAGCUCGGAAACGCCUCCAUACUCCUCCGAGACACGAGGACGACUGACAGUGGGAACUACACCUGUUUCUUUCCUCAUCUUGGGUCCGGGCAAACAUACAGGGUUGAGCUGGUUGUUGAAAUGACCUUCAAAAACAGAUUAGGACUAAUCAAGGGUGUAGCUCUACGUCCAUAUGUCAAGAUCCGUAACGUCACAAGAGAUGGGGUGCUGCUGGAGUGUUUUGUUCCAGGUGCUUAUCCACAGCCUGAGCUGGAGUGGCAGACGAGUGAUGGGACGGUCGUCCCUGCUGAGGAACCACAUGUCUCUCACAGAGGACACCGCUUUGACGUCCUCCUCCUCACCACCGUGAACAAGACCAACACGUACCGCUGUGUGCUCAAGCAGGACGGCUUCGGCCAUGUGAUCGACAAUGAGCUCUUUGUGCCAGACAAUCUCUUCAAGGACAAGUCCUGCACUUCUACCAGUGUAGCUCUACGUCCAUAUGUCAAGAUCCGUAACGUCACAGGAGAUGGGGUGCUGCUGGAGUGUUUUGUUCCAGGUGCUUAUCCACAGCCUGAGCUGGAGUGGCAGACGAGUGAUGGGACGGUCGUCCCUGCUGAGGAACCACAUGUCUCUCGCAGAGGACACCUCUUUGACGUCCUCCUCCUCACCACCGUGAACAAGACCAACACGUACCGCUGUGUGCUCAAGCAGGACGGCUUCGGCCAUGUGAUCCACAAUGAGCUCUUUGUGCCAGACAAUCUCUUCAAGGACAAGUCCUGCACUUCUACCAGUGUAGCUCUACGUCCAUAUGUCAAGAUCCGUAACGUCACAGGAGAUGGGGUGCUGCUGGAGUGUUUUGUUCCAGGUGCUUAUCCACAGCCUGAGCUGGAGUGGCAGACGAGUGAUGGGACGGUCGUCCCUGCUGAGGAACCACAUGUCUCUCGCAGAGGACACCGCUUUGACGUCCUCCUCCUCAUCACCGUGAACAAGACCAACACGUACCGCUGUGUGGACAAGCAGGACGGCUUGAGCAAUGAGCUCUUUGUGCCAGACAAUCUCUUCAAGGACAAGUCCUCCACUUCUACCAGUGUGCUCAUGGUUGUGAUAAUAACUAUAUUCUCAACUCUGGUUAUUGCACUUCUGGGUGGAUUUCUAGUAAAGACCAUCAUGUACAAGAGGAAAAAGUUGUUGGAGCGUCGGUCACGUGGUCGUGAAGCUGAACGUGAUGCAACACAAGCAGAAGCAGGGGAGUUGGAGUCUCAGUUACCCUAUAGUGACGCUGAACCUGAUGAAGCAGGAGCAGGAGCAGUAGCAGAUGCAAAGACGAAAGGAUCAUCAAUAGAAAUGAAACAACUGAACGGUCAUCAGCUGAGCAACGGAUCCUGAUCUAAAUAGACGACACUUUAGGGAAAUUCUGCAAUAAUGGUUGAUGUCAUGAGUAUUUUUCACAAAAUUGGAAACCUCUAUUGUAUCUGUGUCAAUCAAAUUGUAUUUGAAAAGCAAGGGAAUGACUGAUGACUAGAGAAGUCAUGAUAUGAGAUGUUUGUGCCACGAUUACUGUCAGAGGAAAUCACGGUUUCACGAUUCCCACGAUGGGCAGAGUCGGUGGAAAUAAGUCUGUUACGUCAGUUUCCUCUUCUCCACUAACGUUUCAGUGGCUCACACACAAAGUGACUUUCGAGAGGCAGGACACCGUAGUUGGAUAUCGUAGUUUCCCUAAUUAUUGCAGUUAUGAAACCUUGACAUUAUGAAACCUCGCUUAUGGUAAAAUCUGUUAAUCCCAACAUAUCCAGUGAUGAUUUUCACCAUCUCAGUCUGGAUUGAACUUGCACUCGUGUGGAUGUUGUUGGGAAAGGUCAGGUGUCUGUCUCUCUCGUCACAGUGCAGCUAACGGGAGAAUGUCAGGGACCUUUUCUAGAGGCUGUUUUCAGAUCGUGAUGCUGUAGCUCUGAAGAAAAGGAAAAUAUCAGGCUUUAGAUUUUUUAGGAAAUUGAAGGAAAAGAAGUGAUAAGGGAUUAAUUUGUAUAUAUUUUUGUAAAUAUGUUAGAAUAUAAUAUUUAAGCUAUCAAAGUCUACCUUAGAACUCUGAAACAUCAGUGGAAGACACGAAUGUGCCAGUGAUCUACAAGUGGUCAGUCAAUUUAAAGCUUUAGUUUGGUACAUAUUCAACUUCCUUUUUAAUCUGUUACAGUCUUUGGUCACUGAUGAGAAUUGAGAUCUUUUUAACACCAAGUGUUCUACAUUAUUAUGUCUGCCUGAUGAAAUCAUGGGCAGCUGAGAGGAUUUCCAUAAGGAGGUUGAUGGUUAGAUUCUCAGCACACGAGCUCAAUGCACAAGCCAUCUCGUAAACGUAUGUUUACAUUUUCAUGGGACCGUGUUUAAAUCUGUACGUCAAUCUGGGAAAUGUGACUCCUGCGAUAAACGGAGCCUUUCAAAUAUUUCUGAAUGUAACAAGUGUUUUUAAAUCCAACAAUACCUUGAAUGAAAGUUUAAACUAACAAUUUAGUAGCACUGAAAUGGCACUUACUAAUAAUACUUUGCAGUUUGGCUUUGCUCUUGGAUUGUACCAUCAUGGUUUAUGAACUUAUUGUAAGUCGUUUUGGAUAAAACCGUUCGCUAAAUAAAAUGCUAAGUUAGUGCCUUGAUGCAAUUUCCUAAAAUUUUGUACAAAUAUCCAUUUUACUUCAGGAUGAACUCGAUAUCUUAAGAUCAAUUUGAGGGAAAGUCUUAAGAUUUGGUGCAAACUUUCCCUUAAACUCAAAGAGGAGUUUGGUGCUUGAAGGUCUUUUCCCUGUGACCUCAUGUUACUGAUUCAGCUGCCAAGUGACUUUUACUGGAAGAACACAAAGAGUAUUAAGACAGUAUUUUCUCUUGGUUUUUUUUCAUUACUUAUUUUUUAAAGAAUAUUUUAUACUGUAUGAGACAUUUUGAGAAUCUGUGAGAUGUUUCUGUAUUGCAGCUAAAGUGAUUCUUAUUCCAUUGUGCCUGCGACGUCAUGUGACCAAAGAAGUAUAUCACUGUGACGUCUGUGGAAAUAAAAGAAACUGAGUGAGUCUUGAA
Molecule: messenger RNA, 3593 nt
Organism: Limanda limanda (common dab)
Lineage: Eukaryota; Metazoa; Chordata; Actinopteri; Pleuronectiformes; Pleuronectidae
Product: butyrophilin subfamily 2 member A2-like
Exons: 13
Coding region: 276-1919 (547 amino acids)
Source: RefSeq, a predicted model, not a curated record